UCAUAUCAUCACGUUGGCCCUAAGACUUCGCAGUCUCCGCAGCUCACAUGGCUAAACAACGCAAUUCUCCGGCAACACAACCACCACUACGACGGAGACGGUAGCAGCGACAAAUUUCUCCACUUACAAACCACCAAUUCUGACUCAUCCACAUCCAACAACCACUGGUUAUCUCCUCGGCCUACGACAAUAAUCGAGAAUCGAUGUUUGUUUCUGUGAUUAAUAGUGAGAAUAAUCUCGAUGAAAAUGUAUGAAAUUGAGUAAACUACAGAGCGAGAGAGACGAAAACGGAAUCGAUAACAUAAAUGGAGCUAAUCACAAGAGAGAUUGGAAAUUCUCCAGGUGUAAGGAGGAUAUUCUCGUGCUUGAGAAAUGUUAUGUCGGUGGAUCAUUUAGCGAGGAUCGAUGCGCAGUUGGCUCAAUCUCAACAGAUUUAGAGGCUCCACAAAUCCGGUGCUAAGGGGAUUUCUAUAUUUGUGCAUAGUUCUCUCUCGGAGGAAAAAGCACUAAAUUCUUAAUAGACCUUAUUAGUAGAUUGAAACAUAUUAAUGCAUCCCAGAUGCAUUGGUAAAGGGUUAAUCAGCCUCUUGACUUCUAGAGAAGAAAUUCCCGAAUUACUCAAGCUUGAUGAUGCCAUCGAUCUUGUAAUUCCAAGAGGCAGCAAUGAACUGAUUACCCCAGCAGCCUGUAAUGCAAUGGAAACUCUUCUUGUUCAUGCAGAGUUGCUGCAGAAUGGUGGUGUUAAUGAGCUUCUCAUUGAACUUCAAACUAAAAGCAUGAAUUUUGCUCUUUUUAAGUUCAAAUUGCAGGAAAUAGCAUUGACUGAUGACAAUGUUGAGAAAAAGAAGAAAAUCAAGAAAAAAAAUGGGAGUGGGAUCUCACCAACUAGACAACCCAUAUGGCUUAGGAGACCUAAAGAAGUUACAACAUAG
This is a messenger RNA of Lactuca virosa, 932 nucleotides long. The record is from the annotation of a GenBank genome assembly. Lineage: Eukaryota; Viridiplantae; Streptophyta; Magnoliopsida; Asterales; Asteraceae.